AUGAUGGGCCCUUCGCUUGGACCGGUGAACCUCUUCGGAGAGGGCUCGCAGGAGGCCAAGGGCGAGCAAGCCCGCAUGUCCUCCAUCGUCGGGGCGCUCGCCAUCGCCGACCUUGUCAAGACGUCGCUCGGUCCGAAAGGGAUGGACAAGAUCCUGCAGUCGCACUCGCGCGGCGGGUCGGUCUCGGUCACAAACGACGGCGCGACGAUCCUCAAGUCGGUGCUCAUCGACAACCCCGCCGCAAAGGUGCUCAUCGACAUCUCAAAGGUGCAGGACGACGAGGUCGGCGACGGGACCACCUCAGUCUGCGCUGCCUUCCGGCAAGACCUCCUCAACAUCGCGAUGACAACUCUCUCGUCCAAGGUGCUCUCUCAGGACAAGGAGCACUUCGCCGCCAUCGCCGUCGACGCGGUGAUGAAGCUGCGAGGCUCGACCAACCUCGACCAGAUCCAAAUCAUCAAGCGGAUAGGAGGCACGCUCCGCCACGACCCGCCCCUCGGCCCGCACCUUCUCGGCCAUGCACGCUCAAGGACUCGCUUCCUGCUCGACAAGAAGAUCGGCGUCGGCUGCCCCAAGCGGAUGCGCGACUGCAAGGUGAUGAUUGCCAACUCGCCGAUGGACACGGACAAAGUCAAGAUCUACGGCUCCAAGGUCAAGGUGGACUCCGUCUCCAAGGUCGCGGAGAUCGAGGCGGCCGAGAAGAAGAAGAUGCUCGACAAGGUGGACAAGAUACUCGCCCACGGGUGCAACGUCUUCAUCAACCGGCAGCUCAUCUACAACCUGCCCGAGCAGCGCUUCGCCGACGCGGGAGUCAUGUCGAUCGAGCACUCGGACUUUGACGGCACCGAGCGGCUCGCGCUCGUGCUCGACGGCGACAUCGUCUCGACCUUCGACACGCCCGAGCGCGUCAAGCUCGGCUCGUGCGCCCAGAAGCGGAAGACGGGUUCGUGCGAGCUCAUCGAGGAAGUGAUGAUUGGGGAGGACAAGCUGGUCCGCUUCUCUGGCUGCCCAAACUCACAGGCUUCGUCGAUCGUGCUGCGCGGCGCCAACACGCACGUGGCGCACCGCUCGCUGCACGACGCGCUCUGCGUCCUCUCGCAGACGGUCAAGAAUACGGCCGUGCUGCCGGGCGGAGGCGCGCCAGAGAUGCUGAUGGCGCAGGCGGUGGAGGAGGAGUCGAAGCGGGUCGCCUCGAAGCACGUCGUUGCGAUGGAGGCGUACGCAAAGGCGCUGCGCACGAUGCCGAUGCACAUCGCGGACAACGCGGGCUACGACUCGACUGAGCUGUGCGCCGGCCUCAAGGCGAAGCACCACGAGGGGCGCCACACGUGGGGCCUCGAGAUGGACCGCGGCGGGCUGGGCGACAUGGUUGCCCUCGGCAUCUGCGAGUCGCUGCAGGUCAAGGAGCAGGUGCUCCUCUCCUCCUCCGAGGCGGCCGAGAUGAUCCUGCGCGUCGACGAUAUCGUGCAGUGCGCGCCGCGCCAACGGCAGCAGUGAGGCCGCACAGCGAUCCGCCGGUGCAGGGCGGGGCGUGCAGCUGUCGUUCGGGCGCAGCGGCUCGCUGUGUCGCUCCCGAGUGAUCGCCGCGUGCCGCCCCCUAAUACAGUAGAGCACCCCCUUUCGCGCCCCCGAUCUCACACUCUUUGGAUUUGGUUCGCGUGGUUGCUGCUUGAAGUUGUGUUCCGCGCAUUGUCCCCGUCUGUACGAUCAAUGAUGUCUUACAUAA
Molecule: messenger RNA, 1726 nt
Organism: Emiliania huxleyi CCMP1516
Lineage: Eukaryota; Haptophyta; Isochrysidales; Noelaerhabdaceae
Exons: 14
Coding region: 1-1497 (498 amino acids)
Biological process (GO): protein folding
Cellular component (GO): cytosol; chaperonin-containing T-complex
Molecular function (GO): ATP binding; ATP-dependent protein folding chaperone; ATP hydrolysis activity
Source: RefSeq, a predicted model, not a curated record